AAAACCCAGAGUCUAAACAUGGAUGUUCUCUACCGUACAGGUGAAACGCCACAGGGGACUCUUACUUAUACUCCUCGUCUUCUCUCGAUUGACUUUCAAGGUGCUUAAAUUUUAGUUGCAAAGUUGAUGUGUUAUGUGUCAAAUCUACAUUGUUAAGUAAUGCUAGUUCGACAAAGCCUCCAGUGCGGUGGAGAUUCCAUUCGCCCCACAUUGGAGCCCCGGUGAGCACCAAAACGGCACUGACACUUGAAGUGCCAAUAGUGUUUUGCCCCCAACCUGGGCUCUAGUGCAGGGCAAAUGACUCCCCACUGCACUGGGGAUCAUCACCAAAUGUUCACUUAGAUCCUUCGGAUCGAUGAGUUUGCAGGGUACAUUGUAUAACGAGGGUUCUAGUGCACCAUCUGAAGUUGUUACAUGGGCAGGAAAUAUUUCCACUCAUGAAUCUGAACCUCAGAAGAAGAAUUUGUUCUUGCAAAGUUUGUAUCAGGAAGAGCAGAAUGUUCCUUUGAUCGAUGGUAUCAAUGGUGGGACAAAGGAUUCUCAAAAUGAAAUUCAGGAUGCAGAUAUAGUCAAUUGUUUAGAUAAGGGAGUCCAAUUUUGGACAGACUUCUCAAAAGUUCAUUAUCAUCCUCAGAGUUUGUACGAAGUGAAUGGAUUGUGGCUGGAUGCUCAAGCAUUUGACAAUUAUGGAAUUGGGAGGGAUGUCUUCACUGAGAAUUUACGAGGAGAAGAAAUAUGUAACAGGCUUCGUUUCUUUGUAGAAGAGUGUGAUCGUAUCCAGGGUUUUCAAUUCAUUGUUGAAGACUCAGGGGGUUUCUCUCCUGUAGCUUCCGAUUUUCUGGAAUGUAUUGCUGAUGAAUACACAAACACUCCAGUGUUGCUAUAUGCUGUUAGGGGUCCUGGUACUCAUAUGAACCCAAGAAGCAGGAAGCAGACAGUUAUCAGAGAUCUUCAUGAUGCAGUAUCAUUCUCAAGAUUAUCAUCCUUUUGUAAAAUGAUUGUGCCGGUUGGUUUACCCUUCUUGAGUAGGAGUAAAGCUUCAACUUUCCUCAACAUUGAAGAUGAGAACCCUUACCAUUGCAGUGCUGUGUGUGCUGCGGCACUACACUCUACAAGUCUCCCAUUCUGCAUGGAGCCACUUGGUCCCACUGCAGAUUCAUCUGAUGCAUCUGGUGCUGUGGAUGUUAAUGGCAUUGUACAAAUGCUAGCAGGACAAUCUAGGCAGAAUAUGGUGGCCAUUCUGGAUGUUGCAAUGCCAUGCCCCAGUUUGACAGGGAGACAGGACGAGCAAUCCUUGCUUGGGAAUUUGCAACCAUUGACUCCAGAGGUUGCUGAGGAUGUGGAUGAUUUGCAGGCUGUAGAAUCAAUGACUGUGCAUGGAGCAAUUUGGUCAGAAGGUCAUCGGGCUUCAGUUUCUGAAGUUAAGAAAGCAAUCCAUGGUGCAUAUGAACGUGCAAUCACAAGGCCAAUGUUCUGCCAUCUUUCAGUGGCUCGUUGCCCUCUCCCAAUUCCCUUGCCAUUCCCUUCAAUCUUUGGUAAUCUUGUUGGCCAGCAAGGUGAGCUGCUGGGAAGUCCAAUUCUAGGUUCUAUAUCUAGAGGUUCACUAGAUGUUCACUCUAUCCCCAUGGCUGCUAGACUGCGUUCUAGCUGUGCUAUCUUGCCAUUUCUGGAGAACAGAUUGGGCAAUCUUCGUAAAUUUGGUAUUGAGCGAGGAUCUCCAGGGACAGAGUUGCUAAGAACUUGGGGAUUUGGAAAGGAUGAAGUGGAAGAUAUUGGUGAGACGUUGUCUAAAAUGGUGAAGACAGUCAAGCCUCAUUCUGAAAUCUCAUCCGAUUCAGAUUAAGUUCAUAGCGGAUGAGAGGUCACGUGCAUUUUCUGUUUUAUGUCGUCCUUUCCUGGCGUCUCUGGUCAGUUAAUUUCCUCGCUCAUAAUUAUCUCAGAAAGAGAAUUUUUGUUGCAGUUAAAAUACUUAUCUAGCUGUAUGGUUUUGCUUGCCACUUGCCAGACAAGUUGGAGGCGAAAUCAUCGUUUUGGUUCAAAUUUCUGAUGGGUGCUGUCAGUUAUGGGCCAAUAACUCAUUGUGAGCGGAGAAGCAUAAAUUUUUACACUGCAAAAUGGCAGCUAUCGAAAAUUUUGUAUUCACGAUUUACAUAUGCAAUGUCCUUUUUUUUUUGGCCAAUAAUAUUUUUAAUGUUCAGAAUUUAUGUUUCUAUUAAUGCAUU
Durio zibethinus is the source of this 2222-nucleotide messenger RNA. RefSeq names its product plasma membrane, autoregulation-binding site, misato segment II, myosin-like, tubulin/FtsZ protein. The record is from RefSeq and is a predicted model, not a curated record. NCBI's taxonomy places the organism in Eukaryota, Viridiplantae, Streptophyta, Magnoliopsida, Malvales, Malvaceae. Gene Ontology annotation, cellular component: cytoplasm. Gene Ontology annotation, biological process: mitochondrion organization.